AUGGCCCGGCAGCCGGUCAUAACUCUGGGCUCUCCCCAGCCCGUCACCCCCAAGAGACGAGGCGGCCAGCUGCAGGACCUCCUCGCGCAGUUUGGAUCUCAGAGUUCAGCGCAGUCGGCAACCAAGAGAAGACGUAUAUCCUCGCAGCACGAGACCAAGCAAGGCGAGACAGGCGACAGCAAACGGAGCCUACGACCGCAGCCGACACCAAACUACAUCGCUUCCGAUUCAUCCGCAAACGAAGCCUCCCCGUCUACUCCCGACCACAAACAGCCCGCUGUCAAAGCCAGCAGGAGAACUCGUGCCUCGACCUCAGGACAAGCAGACGCCGACGCGGGAACCAGCCAAGACGAACUCGCCCCAUCCGCCCGCCCAAACCGCAAGACUAGCGCCAGGAUCUCUGCAUACACUGAAGAGCUGAAGAUGGAGAAGCACAGAAAGCAUCGCCAGCGGACAGAGGGUCUGCGGCGAAGCGGGCGUGACAGGAAGACCACUAUCUUGGAGUCGGACACCGUAUCCACCCCCUCGCCACCUCGCCGAAAGGCUGCGCGACCGCCUCCUAACCUCGACACCGCUCGUGCUCGUCUGCGCGACGAGAUCACUAACAAGACCAAGGCGAAGGCGAACAGCUUUCUUGUCGCCAACAGGCAUCUCUUCCUCCCGCUACUGCCUAAGAACAACCAGGUAGCGAGGUUGGUCGCCGAGGGCAAUACGCAGCCUAUCGUCGAAUACGAGGAGCUCUUGGAGCAGCCCAAGGGUGUCACUGCUGUCAUGAAGCCAUACCAACUAUCAGGUCUGUCAUACUUGGUUCAUCUUUACAACAACGGUUUCUCUGGCAUACUCGGCGACGAGAUGGGUCUUGGAAAGACGCUGCAGACCUUGUCGCUCUUCCAGUAUCUCGAAGAGCUGGAUGAGAGGAACGGCGUGACGUCAGAAGAACUUCGCCCAUACCUCGUCAUCUGCCCUCUUAGUGUUCUCAACUCGUGGGUCACCGAGGCCCAGAAGUGGGUACCGCAGCUAAAAGUCAUGCGCUUUCAUGGCGCUGUCACUGAGCGGACCCGUCUGAAGCGCGUUGCAGCUGGCAUGGAGGAUAUGAAGGGAAACGAGACUUUACACGCCAAAAACACGAAGGCCUCGCGCAAGGCUGGCCGGAAGGCAUCCAAGCUCUCCUCGAGCAAUGGAGGAUCCGAUGCCUACAAGAUUGUCGUCACCACUUACGAGACCUUCCAGGCCGAGCAAUCAUGGUUCAAACACUCUUUUGCCUGGCGCUACGUCGUUCUGGAUGAGGGACAUAAGAUCAAGAGCAGCGUCACCCAGAUCUCUACUGCACUCAAGAGCAUCAGCGCCGAAUAUCGUCUCAUCCUAACGGGAACACCACUCCAGAAUAACCUGGUCGAGAUGUGGUCGCUCUUGACAUGGCUGUACCCCAACGUCUUCGAUGACAAGACUGCGACGCUAUUCAAGGAAUCUUUUGACCUAAGCAAGGGCAAAGCGAACAAGCAGACCAUGACAGACGCCCGUCGCUUGCUUGAACUUAUCAUGCUACGUCGCAUGAAAGAUUCUCCUUCUGUCAAUCUUGGACUCCCUCCCAAGGAAGAGGUGCUGCUCUACGUACCCUUGACGCCCAUGCAGAAGAUCUGGUACACUCGUCUGUUAACACGCAUUGACGACGGCAUGCUCGACGAGCUUUUUGCGGACGGCAAGCAGAAAGAGAAGGCGGCUAUUGAACAAGACAUUGAAGAAAACAAACUCCUUCAGAAGAUGGAAAAGGUAGACAAGGUGGUGCGCUCUGGCGAUGCCGGAAGUGAUUGGGACGAAACUACCAAAAUCUUACAAGAAGCCGUGGCGAAGGAGCAGGCUGACACAGAUGCCAACAAGGGCGCUUGGAAAAAGCUCAUGAACCUCGUCAUGCAAUUGCGCAAAUGUUGUUCACACCCAUAUCUGCUCCCAGGUGUCGCGCCUGAUCCGUACUACCUCAGCGACCACAUCAUUCGCGCAUCCGGCAAGUUUAUUCUUCUCGAGAAGCUCAUCAAGCACACGGUUUUUAACGAGGGCAAGAAAGUCCUUAUUUUCUCUGGCUUUACUCGCACGCUUGACUACUGCGAAGAUCUCUUAUCCCUCAUCAGCAACCAUGGAGAGCAUUUCAAGGCCCUUCGCCUGGAUGGUAGCACAGCUCGAGCUCGCCGCAACCUGGAUAUUCGCCUCUUUAACCAGAAGGACUCAGACUACAAGGUCAUGCUUCUCUCUACACGGGCAGGUGGCUUGGGCAUCAACCUCACGAGCGCCCAAGACGUCAUUUUCCUUGACGAAGAUUGGAAUCCGCAGAUCACACUUCAAGCUGAAGCUCGAGCUCAUCGCAUUGGACAGACAAAGAAGGUGACCAUAUACAAGCUCUGUACCCAGGGUACCGUCGAAGAGCAGAUGAUGGGUCGUAUUCGCAAGAAGCUUUACUUGUCGGCAAAGAUCACAGAGUCGAUGCAGAGCGUGCAUGGCAAGCAGUCGACUAUCAGCAAGAAAGCCGGACGCGUAUCUGCUACCGAAGACUUACCCCAGAUGGGCACUACACAACUGAAGACACUUGUUCGACGAGGCGCCCAGACACUGUCACAUCCGGAGAUUGACGUCAAAGAGAUGGUGUCUUGGGAUUUAGAGACAAUGAUGGCCAAGUGUCGCGACAAUUCUGCAGACUUGACCGAAAUAGCGACACACUCUGAGGCUGACGAGGAUAAAUGGCUUUCUACCAUGGAGCGUGUCGAAUGCGCUGUGUUUGAGGGCAAGCACCACCAACGCCAGCUGGACACAACCUGGAAGGCUAAUACCUCAGCUGCAAAUAUUCUUCCAGACACCAUCACGCGCGAGGAUCGUCGCAAGGGAAAGAACACUACAGUCAUGGUGGACGGCUUUGCUAUCAACAAAGAGUCCAUGGACUGUGCCGACUGGGAGGCUGUACCGACGUACGCUGGCAAAGAUCCUCGUCUUGCUGAGCCGGUACGUGAAAAGCGGCGCCAAUUUGGCCAUGAGGACCAUUGUCUAAGCUGUUUCGACGAUGCGGAUGCUGGACACAUGGUCGAGUGUAAGGGUUGCCCUCGUGCUUACCAUAUCGACUGUCUUGAUCCCGAGUACAAGGCAAAGGUGAAGGGCUUCAGUGGCUUUCAGUGCCCACAGCACAACUGCGCAGAGUGUGGGAAGUCGACCUCGGAUGCUGGAGGCCUCAUGUUCCGCUGCCGUUGGUGUCCACAAGGCUUCUGUGAGGAUUGUCUCGACUGGGACAAGACUGAGCUCAUUGGCGAAAACCUUCCCGAGUUUGAAUUAAUGGGCGAGGAUUCCACGACUGGCGGUUUCUACAUCAAGUGUCCCACUUGUGUCGAUGAGAGCGAGGAACAGAAAGCGUGGGUGGAGAACAAGGAGAAGGAGUACAAGAAUCAACAUGAUAUCUGGCUACAGGAGCGUGAGGAGAUGCAGCGUCAGCUGAACGAGUACGAUGCGAACGGCAAACAGGAGAGCGAACAUUACAAGGCGAACAUGAUCAAUGCGAAGACCAACAGCCGCCUCCCGCAGCUUAUCGAACCUCAGCUCAAGCACGAGAACGACAUGCUUGUCGACGACGAUGAUGUCACCUCUCCACCUGCUCUUACUGACACUUCGCUGCCUACUCCCGCGCUCGGCGGCUCUCGCGUCGGCACACCCAUGUACACAGAGCCUACGCAGAAUAGCAAGAAGGCCAACAAGAGAGGCGAAGCAUUCGGUGAGACGCGCGCGGAGAAGCGGGCUCGACUGAAUGCGCACUCUUAG
Molecule: messenger RNA, 3792 nt
Organism: Alternaria burnsii
Lineage: Eukaryota; Fungi; Ascomycota; Dothideomycetes; Pleosporales; Pleosporaceae
Product: iswi chromatin-remodeling complex atpase isw2
Exons: 1
Coding region: 1-3792 (1263 amino acids)
Biological process (GO): positive regulation of transcription by RNA polymerase II
Cellular component (GO): nucleus
Molecular function (GO): DNA binding; ATP binding; ATP-dependent chromatin remodeler activity
Source: RefSeq, a predicted model, not a curated record